Messenger RNA from Fusarium mangiferae, 4953 nucleotides. RefSeq lists its product as uncharacterized. Gene Ontology annotation, molecular function: protein binding. Lineage: Eukaryota; Fungi; Ascomycota; Sordariomycetes; Hypocreales; Nectriaceae. The record is from RefSeq and is a predicted model, not a curated record. The transcript has 3 exons. The coding region runs from base 1 to 4953 and encodes 1650 amino acids. Gene Ontology annotation, biological process: guanosine tetraphosphate metabolic process.
AUGGACGGCCGAGUCGUGACCGAUUCAUCAAGCGGGCGGGACCCCUCAACGACGGGAGAUCCAAACCAGUCCAUGCCCUUGCGAGCACGAAUUCUUCAUCUUGUCGAAGAGAGCAGUAGUAGGAAUGGAUAUACAGGUCAAAACGUCAAAGAAAUCUUUCUGGAACAGAUUUGGCCCAAACUGGAGAGUGAUUACCAGAGGAUGUCCGACAAGCUGGCAAAAGCCUGCAAAGUUGAGCUGAGCAAUCGCCGCGUCCCAAUCCCAGUUACAGUCGAACAUCGAGUCAAAUCGCGGACAUCCAUCUCAAAGUCAUUGCAGCGACGCGAGAUACACAGAGCCAAGGAGAACCUAGGGAUGUACAAAAGUCUCCACGACAUCCUUGGAGAUCUGCACGAUCUCGUUGGUAUUCGUAUCAUUGUUGAAUACCUUGAUCAUCUCAAGGAUGUGUCUCAAUUUGUCGCUGGCAGCUUUAACCAAGAGAAGGAACCAAACCGAUUCGAUGCAAACCGCAAAGUCGGUCACCUUUGGCAGCCGUGGUUUGGAGCCUAUGAGUGCAUGAACUAUCAUAUCUCAUCCAAAUAUGCAGCUGGUAACAGGCUUAGCCCAUACAACGGUGUUAUGUUCGAGAUCCAAGUCACAAGCCUUCCUGCGCAUAUGUACAAUAAGAUCGCCCAUCCGCUACUAUACAAGGAAGAGGCUGGGACGUUGUCGCAGGGAGACGAAAUGGUGAUCGACAUCACCAAGGGGCUUGCUUAUUGCUACUCGCUUUGUUUGCACUUCAAGAGGUCGAAAUUGAAGAAGCCAAAAUUCGAGAGGUCGAAGUUCAAGAGGUCGAAGCUAAGUGGGGAUGUAGAAGAGCAGGAGGACAUGGAACUUUUGAGGAACAUACCCUCAGCUUUCGAGGAAUUGGACGAGUCCAGCCUCAAUCGUCUAGCUGAGAGAAUUCCCAAGCUGGACGUUGCAGCUAGUAAGACCAUGGACAUCCCGCGAGAGUCAUUGAGGUUGGCCCUUGACAGUCUGCUCAAUGAUCAGAUGCCGGACGACAUAGGGCAAGCUCUUGCCGACAGAUUCAGUCGGGAAAUUGAAAACAUUGCUCAGCCUCCAAUCAAUUUGGUCACUUCGGGAAACGCACGUUUCGAUAGCCAGGAUGUUCAUUCAAGUCCUGUGUGUCAAGCAGGGACCCAAACCCGCGCAUUACAAUACAUACACGAUUGGAUCAAUGACAGCGAGAAAGCGUUGCUAUGGAUCUAUAGUCACGCUGGGACCGGGAAAUCGACUUUGGCGCGAACAAUUGCCAGGAAAUUGACAGAAACUAGUCAAAUCGCCGCUGGAUACUUCUUCAAGCGUGGAGAUUCCAACAGGAACGAUGUGUCUCGUGUGUUUCCGACUAUCGCGAGCCAGCUCAUGUCCACCAUUCCCCGUUAUGAACCAUUUUUGAGAAAGUCCGUUACAGCGUCCAAGAAUCCAGAUAUAAAGACGAUGCGUCUGGAUGAGCAGUUCAAGGUGCUUAUUAAAGUUCCACUGUCGGCAAUAGGCAUCAUCCCCUCCACCAAAGUCAUCAUCGUCGAUGCACUCGAUGAAUGCACCAAUCUGAUUGAGGCCAGUAAGAUUAUCAAACUACUCUGCAGUCUGAGGGACUCGAAAAACUUGCGAUUUCGCCUUGUGGUUACUAGUCGUGACGAAAGUUUGGUUCGAAAAGCAAUCGAAAAUCAAUUACAUGAAUCACUGCAACUGGCCACCACAUUUCGCAAUGACAAUAUCUCAGAUAUCAGGUCGAUUCUGAGACUUGGCUUCGAAGAGAUCAGAAAGGAGACAGAAAUCAAGCAUGCUUGGCCAACGGAUGAACAAUUCGAGGUGAUAUUGCAACGCUCAAUCAACCCUUCUCCUCUUUUCAUCUAUGCUGCAACUUUCCUAAGGUUUCUCGACGAAGGAAAGGAUAUGUGUACUUCAGAGAAACGUCUGCAAUGGUGGAUCGACCAGAGCCCCAGUACAGCUGGUAUGUCACAACUUGAAGGCCUGUACACAACGGUUUUUGAAAACUUAGACCGCAACAAGAAAGAUGGAACCUCCGGGUUGCUUACCGAUGAAGAAAAGAGCGAUCUACGAACUGUUCUGGGCACAGUUGUUCUUGCUGUUGAACCACUGUCAAUAGAGGCCAUUGCUUCUAUUUCAAGGGUUGAUUUGGGUACAACUCGAGGCCUGCUCAAGUGCUGUCGUGCGGUGCUGGAGAUCUCAGACGACAACCAAAAGCCUGUCAAGGCAGUGCAUAAAUCAUUCGGCGAUUUUCUACUGAGGAAACACCCACUGAAAAGAUCAUGGUUCCAUGCCGAUGAGAUGGAAUCACAUGACCAUGUAGCUGAGGGAUGUAUGUCACUCUUACAAACUCUGAGGAAGGAUAUUUGCGACUUCAAUGAUCCUGGAAUAUCAAGGGAGAGCAUCGAUGCUCAUACAAUUGAUAGCCACAUUCCCAAAAGCCUCCAGUAUGCAUCUUCGUAUUGGUGGCAUCACCUGCAAAGAGGAAACAAGCGAGACCACUCAUAUGAAUGUCUGAUACAGAUCCUGAAAAGUCAUUUUCUCCAUUGGAUCGAAUGUCUGUCAAUUCUCAAUCGGCUCCCAUUUGCAUCUAGGGCUGUUGGAGAGCUUUGUGCCUCUCUAAUAAUGCUAUUAUACCAGGACAAGUUACUGACAGAUGUGCAGCGGGAUCCAUGCGAGUCCAUGGGUUUCCUUAUUCCAUUCUUGAAAGAUGCCAGUCGAUUUAUCCUCCGACAUGGUAAUACCAUCCAAGAGAACCCACUGCAGACCUAUGGCGCAGCCCUUCUAUUCAGUCCUGCGGAAAGCCUUAUUCGGCGGAGCUUCUGGGAGACCCGCCAUCCUGGAUUUAAAGUUAUUCGCAACCUGGAACACCAUUGGGGUGCUUGUUUAAAAGAAGUCGAAGACUUGUCACGCAUUUCUUCUAUUUCCUUAUCACAUGAUGGGCAGGAACUAGCUAUGGCUGGCGCCACUUGGGACACGGAGGUGCCUUCAAUAUGGAUUCGCGAUACAGGAGCCGGGACUCUUCUUGCACAAUUCAACACACAUACCCAGUUGCUAGCUCUGACAUGGUCCAGUGAUGGGAAUUCUCUUCUCGCUGUCACAAGAUUCGGUCAGGUCGUACGCAUCGACCGAGCAAUUGAGACAGAAAGUCCGUUUGGAUUUUCACCAUUCGCGACAACUGAAAGGUAUGACUAUGCUGCGAUCUGUUCUUCUGGAAUAGCCUCUGUGGUACGCGUGUCACACGAUGAUUUCAAUCACGAUUUUAUCAAGUCCGAGGUCUUUACAUGGGGAUUCACUCAAAGAGAUCAGACAUUUCGAACUUGGGAAUUUCCAGACUCAACAGUCCCUAGCAUGGCCUUGUCGCCUGAUGGUUCUCUUCUCGCCCUGUCUGUUGUAGCGUGGUUUCCAGGACACCAUCAAUACAGGGUUCGAGUCAUCGAGGUAAACACUGGUACUUGCAUCCAGGACUUGGCGGUCUAUGCGAGAAGCCUUGCCUUCUCGUUAGAUGGAUGUCGACUUUUUAUUUCAGACAGCAACCUUUCAACUUUGACUGUUCUCAAAUUUCCAUCUGGGACCUGCGAGCAUCUCCGGCUUCCUAAGGCCUUCGUGGCUAACGCCAUGGCAAUCUUACCGGAUUACACGACUAUUUUGACGAAGACCGACUACAAACUCAGGUACUUGGACCUUGAAGCUCUGAAUUAUGUUAUUCGAGUUCCGAAGCAACCAGAUCCCCGACGUUUAGAUGAUGGUUACCCCAUAAAGAGGGUUGCCAUAUCUCCUAGUGGUCGGUUCAUGAUAACGUCAAGUGUAGGCGAGCGAAGUCUAAAGGUUUGGCGUCUCCCGGAUGCCAUACUUGAGAGAUGCUUGACAGUGGACAGCUUAUGGGAAGAUAACAGGUGGUCAUUCACUCAACUACGUGAUGCUUCCAAUGACAAGGAAGCUUUUAUCCUCCACCAGGAUGAGGUUGCAUAUAUUUGGUUCUUGGAAGGAAUAGAGAACACACAAAUCAAACAUUCACGCGUCGUCAAGCUACCAAUGGGAGACCUCUACUUCAGUUCCAUAAGGGCGCAUAGAACAGCAGUAUUGAAAUUUGGCCUUUGGAAUCUAUCUCACCGUCCACAGGGUGUUAAUGUAUCGAUGACCGAUGGAAGAAUGGCUGCUGUUAGCUUCAAGGAUACAGUUAAGGUCGUCGAGUUGGGUUCGACAGCCAGCUUAUGCUUUGACUUCAAGGAGCCCGGAAACCACACAAUCAGUGCAAUUGCUCUCUCGCCAAGCUCGACGUAUUUUGCUAUAUCCUAUGGUACUACCAUAAGUAUCUGGACACUGGCAGACCCCUCUACAACGCGCGAGGUCCGAACUAAUGACGAGGUCAAAUCGCUAGUGUUUUCACCAGACGAAUCUUUGUUGGUAUACAAUACUGGAAACAGCAUUUGGAGCUGUACAAUGAGCGACCAACCCAGAUGUCUUCUUCAAAAUAGUGGCAUCGUGUUUCCCUCGGAACCUUGCUUUUCUUCAAGUGGGCAGAUUCUUGCUUGGUUGGUAGAUCAAUUAUAUGGGUAUAAAAAACAGGUUUAUGUGUGGAAUACAUCGAGCGACCUUCAGCUUCCAACCUUCGAGGUAUCCUACGAGGCUAAUGCCAUUUCAUUCUCAAAAGAUGACCAAAUUCUCUAUGUACUGGGGCGUAUUGACACUUUAGAGACCUACCAAUUCGAACAGCAGACUUCCCAACUAGGAUCGAUAGGCGGGUUAGGUUUGACCUGUGAUAAGAGGAUUGAGCUUACUUCUAGGUGGAUCUCAUGCAAUGGACAAAAGCUACUAGUAAUUCCUGAGGAGUAUUAUAUUUAUAGGAUAGAGUAUAGUAGUAAUUUUCUUGCAAUAAAAAUUCAUCACCAGGGAAUUAUUAUAUUAGACUUUAAUUAA